Phytophthora nicotianae INRA-310 is the source of this 1010-nucleotide messenger RNA. RefSeq lists its product as hypothetical. Lineage: Eukaryota; Oomycota; Peronosporomycetes; Peronosporales; Peronosporaceae. The record is from RefSeq and is a predicted model, not a curated record. The coding region runs from base 493 to 798 and encodes 101 amino acids. The transcript has a single exon.
CGCGCACGCCCGCGACUGCGAUCUGAACGACGGCCACCACAUCGUCCGCGCCCUUCGAGAGCCAUAGCAACUCAUUGCGAAGACGAACAUACAUCUUGAGCCAACAGUCGUCGCGCUGUUUCCAAUACAUCCACCCUUGCUCACAGCACUCCUCAUUCUCGAUCUCCUCGUCCACGUCGUCGUAGUCCUCCAUGGGACCGCCAUACGAGCUGGAGGCAGUCGACAACGACGUAAGCGAAUCCGAGGACGCCGAUGUGGCCGCAGACGACGAGAGCAUGCUGAAGUUGCCGAUCGUCGAGCGCAAACUGCUCGUGGACUUGCCACAAGCUGAGCUGAAGCUCGUACGCUGCUGCUGCUUUUGUCGGCGCGACGGCAUUGCCGUUAACGACAGUCGCCGCAUGACUCGCUUUCUAGCCUAUGAUAAAUACAACCUGAUCUUGGUUUAGGCGGCGCAAAUUGCGGAGUGAUCCUGGACAGAGGAGGGAGCGAGACAUGCGCGAGCGAAGACGGGGUGGAAAUCUAUCGUUGUCGAUUUUUGAAUUACCAGAGGGAAACCGUUGUUUCGCUUAUCGUCUCCAGUGGAAACUCCACAGCGGCCAAUCCACCCAUAGGAAAAUGGAAGGCAUCCACUGUGGCUUCCACAGGAGCCUCCGUUGCUGCCUGUGGAAAGCUGCGGAAAUUUGCUGGGGGGCGCCAAUUGAUGUCUUCAUGACCACUACAGACAGCCUGCAGGCCGUAAACGCAAAUCCCGCACCUUCACGCCUCCAUGCCAAUGGCCACAAUUUCGAGCAGCGAUAGGCAACUCUCUCCAAAUAUUCCUGGCGGGCCGGCGGAGGUGUCGCUUGAAUGUAAUACACGUAUGAUUGAGACUCGAGUGGGAACGCAAGAAACGCUUUAAAUAGGUUAUUAGGUGGCUGAAGACAGCAUAAUUAUGGAAGACCUCAACAACGUUGCAGCUGUCGUCGUUGUUCGGACUUGACCCGUAAGUCAUUCUUGUCAGUUUGGUCGCU